Molecule: messenger RNA, 4975 nt
Organism: Petromyzon marinus (sea lamprey)
Lineage: Eukaryota; Metazoa; Chordata; Hyperoartia; Petromyzontiformes; Petromyzontidae
Product: serine/threonine-protein kinase BRSK2-like
Biological process (GO): intracellular signal transduction; protein phosphorylation
Cellular component (GO): cytoplasm
Molecular function (GO): ATP binding; protein serine/threonine kinase activity
Source: RefSeq, a predicted model, not a curated record
UCCCUACACCCCCUCCCAUCUCUCUCGCUCGCUUGUCAUCACGUAUGUAGCAUGCAGAGCCGGCAGCGGAGCCAGCGAGCCACAGCCGAGGUCUUUUUUAAUGAGAUACGGCGAGGCAGGGAGCGAGGGGGCUGUGGCUGGAGACCCGGAUUCGGCGCUGCGGAUGGCUGCUGUCCUUCAGCGGGCAGCAAAAUGAAGGGGAGAGGAAGCGAGGCAGAGUUGUAACCUUUUUUGCGACUCAGCCCGGGGAUCUUUGCGCUCGCUUGUGCGUCUGUGUUUCGUUUUAUUUUUUUCCCUUCCCCAACGACGGGACCUAGGAGAGCCUAAAGGAAGGGGCAAGAAGGAGAAAGAUGUCCUCGGCUAAGGAUGCGGGCGGAGGAGCGCAACAUGCCCAGUACGUAGGGCCGUACAGACUGGAGAAGACGUUGGGGAAGGGACAGACAGGACUGGUGAAGCUGGGUGUUCACUGUGUGACGGGAAGAAAAGUGGCAAUAAAAAUAGUGAACCGCGAGAAGCUCAGCGAGUCCGUGUUAAUGAAGGUGGAGAGGGAGAUCGCCAUCCUGAAACUCAUCGAGCACCCACACGUGUUGAAGCUGUACGAUGUCUACGAGAACAAGAAGUACCUGUACCUGGUGCUGGAGCACGUGUCAGGAGGAGAACUGUUUGACUACUUGGUGAAGAAAGGACGACUCACCCCCAAAGAGGCGCGCAAGUUCCUCCGCCAGAUCAUCUCUGCGCUGGACUUUUGCCACAGUCACUCCAUAUGCCACCGUGAUUUGAAGCCAGAAAAUCUCCUCCUGGAUGAGAAGAACAACAUUCGGAUCGCGGAUUUUGGCAUGGCGUCUCUACAGGUUGGGGACAACCUUCUGGAGACCAGUUGUGGCUCCCCGCACUACGCCUGCCCCGAAGUCAUACGAGGAGAGAAAUACGAUGGGAGGAAGGCUGACGUUUGGAGCUGCGGAGUCAUCCUCUUCGCGCUUCUAGUGGGCGCGCUUCCCUUCGAUGACGACAACCUGCGGCAGCUGCUGGAGAAGGUGAAGCGUGGCGUGUUCCACAUGCCGCACUUCAUCCCCCCCGACUGCCAGAACCUCCUUCGGGGGAUGAUCGAGGUGGACACCAACAAGCGACUGACGCUGGAACAAGUUCAGAAACAUUCCUGGUAUCUUGUCGGUGCGAAGAACGAGCCAGAGCCAGAGCAGCCGGUGCCACGCAAGGUGACGCUGCACCCAAUCCAGGGCGUGGAGGACAUUGACCCCGACGUGCUGGAGAGCAUGAACUCUCUAGGCUGCUUCCAAGACAAGAGCAAGCUCAUCCAGGACUUGCUGUCCGAAGAGGAAAACCAGGAGAAGAUGGUGUACUUCCUGUUGCUCGACCGGAAAGAGCGAUAUCCCAGCCAGGAGGACGAAAAUCUCCCGCCCAGAAAUGAGAUCGCGGACCCGCCACGGAAGCGCGUCGACUCGCCGCUGCUCAACAGACACGGCAAGUGGCGGCCCGAGCAAAAGUCAAUGGAGGUGCUCAGCGUCACGGACGGCGGGUCUCCCGUUACCGCGCGACGAGCGCUGGAGAUGGCGCAGCACAGCCAGAGUAAACAGCUGAGCGUGCCGGUCAGAAUCAUGCCAAAGCACAUCCAGGCAGACAGGUCCCGGUCAGUAAGCGGUGCAUCGACAGGAUUAGUCACGAGUCCUCUCAGCAGUCCAAAGGUGACACCCCACCCUUCCCCUCGAGGCAGCCCCCUCCCCACCCCCAAGGGCACGCCCCACCACACCCCCAGGGACAGCCCGGCCGGCACGCCGAGCCCCACGCCGCCCUCGAGCCCCAGCGUGGGCGGCGCCCCGUGGCGUGCACGCCUCCACUCCUUCAAGCACACCUUCCUCGGCUCGCCCAGGUUCCACCGCAGGAAGCUGCAAGUUCCUACUCCCGAAGAGAUGUCAAGUCUGACCCCCGAGUCAUCCCCAGAGCUCGCGAAAAAGUCAUGGUUUGGGAACUUCAUUAAUGCGGAGAAGGAGGAGCAGAUAUUUGUCGUGAUCAAGGACAAGCCCAUCAGCUCCAUCAAGGCCGACAUCGUGCAUGCCUUCCUCUCGAUUCCGAGCCUGAGUCACAGCGUGCUGUCGCAAACGAGUUUCCGGGCAGAAUAUAAGUCCGCUGGGAGCCCCGUGGUUUUCCAGAAGCCCGUCAAGUUCCAGGUGGACAUCACCUACUCAGAGGGCAACCCCGGCCUAAAGGAGACGGGGAUUUACUCCGUCACCUUCACCCUCAUGUCAGGUCCCAGCAGGAGGUUCAAGAAGGUUGUGGAGAUCAUCCAGGCACAGCUGGUGAACUCGCACGACCAACCGCUGGUGCAGCAGCUCGCAGUGCGUAUUUCAGACGAGAAGAAUGCCAAGGGUCCACAGACGCCCGGCACCCCGUCCCGGAACAAGCGCAACGAGAUCGAAUCGAGUCCCAAGAUCGACGUGAAACCGCCAGCUGCGAAAGAGAAAGUCUAGUUGCACGGAGGGGUGGAUGGGAAAAAAUAAAUAGUCGAAGCGUGCUCGCAACUCGUGCGCACAGCACACGAGCGACGGCUGUAAAUAAGGUGCUCUGUCGAACCACCACCGUCUUUCUACCUGCAGGUGUAGAUAUGCAACCCCCGUCCUGUAUCUAAAGGCAUACAAAUGUAUCACGAGCGAGAACAGUAUAAAAGCGUUCUUUUUCCCGAUGCAUUGAAUUCAAUGCCUGCCAAGAAAAUGCGUGGAAGCUUUGUGUCAACUUCAAUCGUAUGCACAGUUUUUACAGUAAUUGCCCGACUCCUUUUUGCUGUAUUUACAUAAAGUAGGAUGUAGCGUUUUGUUGGGGUUUUUUUGUUUACUUUAUUUAUUCGAAGUCGGUUUGUUUAUGCGAAGCCAAGUUAAUGUAGCAUCCAGCUGCACAGUGUCUGUGCAUACACAGGUGUCCACCACUACCCAUGAUCCUUUGCGUUGUCGUUUAUUUAUUUGUACGUGAUUCUGAGUUACUCACCCACAUGAAAAAAAAAUUGUGAUCUUUGGCCAUGGUAGGAAAAAAGUACAUUUUUUUAAACAAUCAGUUGAAUGGGUACACAAAUACUCGCACUCUCUUCAAAAUGUGUGUAAAUUGCCUUAGAGUGUGCAACACAAAAAUGGGUAUUUUUUUCUGUUUUCAAAGUGUGGCUUUUAAGAGGGCGAGUAAGAUAAUGAUGGCCAUUUUACCCUAAAUCGAAGCUUUAGUUGCUGACAAAAAAAUAAAACAAAGACAAAAAAUGACAAAACGUAUAUAUGUAUACACAAAAGGAAAAAAAAAACUAGAUUAAUGUUUUUUGCUGCAGGGCAAACUCAAAGUAUGCAAAAGUAUAUUGUAAAAAGAACCAACUAGUUUGUAUAUCAUCCCAUUCCACUGCUGGCUUAGUUGUAUGGUCAUAUUUGCUCUUUUUUUGUUGGACUUAGUUGCACUUUAUUAAGAUCUUUGAUGUGACAGAAGUUAAAGACUCCCCCCCCGCCCCUCCGCCCACCUCGUUUUCUCCCCUCCACUACCGCCCCUCACCUCUCAUUGUAAGUUUUUUUUAUUUUAUUUAUGAUAAAUUCAGUGUGUGCAAGUAAUAUAUUAAUGUGGUGUAUUGUGAAGUCUUGUAGAUAUUUUUCCACCAGAACGAUUUAAUUUAUUGGGACGGGAAAGGGUGCCGUAUAUCAAUGCAGUGUUACCGGUAGAAUUUUACUGCUUUAUUUUUACAGUUUUGCUUUUUAUCUCUCUCCUUACAUUUGCCUUCCAAAUUUGGUCCGUGUAUUACCAUUUAUCGUGCUACUGUGAAAAUGCUUAAAUAUUUCUUCCAUAAUUUAUUUCAAUUGUUUUACGCGUUUAUACCUUCAAAAUUAAAACAAUAUACUGUUUGUAUAUUAACUAGGUGAUGAAUCUUGCCGACAUCCACGUUAAUUAUGCAUGCUCCCUAGAACAUUUUUGUUGCAUGAUGUCAGUGUUACUUACUCGCCUAUAUGUGAAUGUCAAUUUUCUGCUGUUACUCUCCUCUCUCUCUCUCUUGCGGGUCUCCUCCCUGAACUUUACCAUCACUGACCAAACUCUCCCCUGCUUCCAGUCAAACCUGACUCCUGGCUUUCCUGUAUCACCGCUGCCCUCCCCCUGCCCCCUGCCCCCUCCCCUGCCCCCCGGGUUUCUCCGCUCCCUUUUUUCCCCCACUCCCUUUUUUGCCCCCCCCCCCCUGUCGUCCUUUGGCCUCUUGGAGAGUUUAGCAUUUAGACCUUUUUCUAUUACACCUGAGCACCGCGGUAGAAAUCUGGGGCCGCUUUUAUUCCCGCAGGAGGCACUGUUGCACCAGGAUUGCAGGAACCCUUCCCAGGCGGGGAAUGAAUCUCAAGCACAACCUUUUGCAGAAGUGGCUCAUUUUGACGUUUUUUGUUGUUGUUGUUGAAUCUGUAAGGGUUUCUGCACUCCUUCACCGUUUGACCAUCGUUUUACGAGGGUGCGCAGCACUCGCUUGGAACGGCGGCCGCUAAAAAAAAGGGAGACUCCGCUGCAGCUGAAUGCUUCAAGUAAAAAAAAGUUUUCUGAACCUAAUUUGCAGGGAAAACUACUUUUGGCAAUCGCGGCUAAACAGGCGUUUUUCCUCGAACAUCGUGCCAUUUGUGGCCACUUUGCCCUCUAUGUACAGUGAUUUUGUCUAUUUAUUAGUUUAUUUAUUAGCAUAUUUAAUUUAAACCAAUCAGCAGAAUCGGUAUCCGUUCAAAGGCACUGCAACGGAAAUCACUGCUACAAGUAUCCCACUUAUAUAUAACCACCGAAAUCGCGAAUGCAGUGUUGACAAUUUGAGCAGAAAUCAUUGGUCCAGUAUCUCCUAUGGGAAGUGGCCCAGAAAAGCAAUACUUUUGCAAUAUGGUGUACCCCCAUCAUCUGAAGUCUGUUGGCUAGAGCAGUCUUACCUUGGCAAGUAUGGUGUAUGAGAUUAAUAAAAUGUCUUCUUGGUUAAAAAAAA